Molecule: messenger RNA, 2293 nt
Organism: Pelobates fuscus (common spadefoot toad)
Lineage: Eukaryota; Metazoa; Chordata; Amphibia; Anura; Pelobatidae
Gene: GNL2
Product: G protein nucleolar 2
Exons: 16
Coding region: 122-2260 (712 amino acids)
Cellular component (GO): nucleolus
Molecular function (GO): GTP binding
Source: RefSeq, a predicted model, not a curated record
UGCCUCAUUCCAUCAGGCUUCCUGUGUUUCGGCCUUUUUACUGUGUCUUAACUAAGGAAUACACUUGGAUCUCUCGGGUCCCAUUUUCCAUCGUAUUGUGGGGCUUUACUAAACAGCUACAAUGGUGAAACCCCAGUUCAAGGGACGGAGCACUAUAAACCCGUCCACGUCGAGCAGUAACCCAGACCGCGUCAAAGGCGCAGGAGGAAACAACAUGAGAGACCGUGCAACAAUCAAACGACUUAAUAUGUACCGCCAAAAAGAACGGCGGAACAACCGUGGCAAAGUGAUUAAGACAUUACAGCACCAAUCAUCUGUUACACCCGGCACAGUGGCCAGAGUGGAACCCAAUAUCAAAUGGUUUGGAAAUACCCGUGUAAUCAAGCAGUCCUCUUUGCAAAAGUUCCAAGACGAAAUGGAUGUUGUAAUGAAGGAUCCCUAUAAAGUGGUUAUGAAGCAAAGCCGUUUACCAAUGUCUCUUCUGCAUGAUCGUGCCAAAGCUCAUAAUUCUAAAGUCCACAUUCUUGACACAGAAACAUUUGAGACAACAUUUGGCCCAAAGUCUCAAAGGAAGAGGCCGAACAUUGCUGCUGGCGAUAUGCAUGAACUAAUAGAAAAAGCAGAGUCCUUGGCCAAUAGCUAUGAUCUGGAGAAGGACCGGGACUUGGUAACAGAAGACACUGGAGUGAGAGAUGAAGUCCGUGAAGAAAUCUAUAAGAAAGGACAGUCCAAAAGAAUCUGGGGAGAACUUUAUAAGGUGAUCGACUCUUCUGACGUCAUAGUACAAGUGCUGGAUUCCAGAGAUCCGAUGGGAACACGUUCCCCUCACAUUGAAGCUUACCUCAAAAAAGAAAAGCCCUGGAAGCAUCUCAUCUUUGUCUUGAACAAGUGUGAUCUGGUUCCUACAUGGGCCACGAAACGCUGGGUUGCACGAUUGUCCCAGGAUUAUCCAACAUUAGCUUUUCAUGCCAGUCUUACAAAUUCAUUUGGAAAAGGAGCAUUUAUCCAGCUAUUGAGACAGUUUGGGAAGUUGCACACAGACAAAAAACAGAUCAGUGUGGGAUUUAUAGGUUAUCCAAAUGUGGGCAAGAGUUCGGUGAUAAACACAUUACGUUCCAAGAAGGUGUGCAACGUAGCUCCAAUUGCAGGUGAAACAAAGGUUUGGCAAUAUAUUACUCUUAUGCGUAGAAUAUUUCUUAUCGACUGCCCUGGUGUGGUUUACCCAUCAGGUGACUCUGAAACAGAGGUUGUUUUGAAAGGCGUGGUGCAAGUUGAAAAGAUUAAAAGCCCUGAGGAUCACAUAAGUGCUGUUCUUGAGCGAGCCAAACCAGAGUACAUCCGCAAGACCUACCGGAUAGAAGCUUGGGAAAACGCAGAAGAUUUCCUUGAAAAACUUGCUUUCAGAACAGGGAAAUUGCUGAAGGGAGGAGAGCCAGAUUGCCAGACUGUAUCAAAGAUGGUUCUCAAUGAUUGGCAGAGGGGAAGGAUACCAUAUUUCGUGAAACCACCUAAUGCAGAUCCAGAGACCAUUCAGUCAUCACAAUAUUCUACCAAAACCUCUGAGGAGCAAAAAGAUUUAGAAGAUACUGUCACAGAUGUGCAGGAAAAUGAAAGUUCGGAAAAGAACGAGAUGAAAGAAAUCAUGGCAAAUGUUCGGCAGAACUUUGGUAAAAUCAGUGUAGCCCCAGAGUUCUCAGGGGAAGAUUUACUUCCUAUAGAGAUGGAUGGACUGUCUGAUCUCUCUGACUUAAAUUCAGAAGAUGAGAACUCUGUUGAAGAGGAAGAAGAGGGUGAAUCACAGGAAUUGGAUAAGGACGGCAGCAAAAACCUCAAUAGUGAUCAACCUACUAACAAAAAACAAACCUCUAAAGUACUGCUUAAAGAGUUGGAUGAUCGGAUUGAAAAGUACAAGAAGUUCCUGGACAAAGCAAAGGCCAAGAGAUUUUCAGCUUUAAGGAUUCCUAAGGAUCUAGAAUUAAAACUAAUCACAAAACCGACAAAAAUAGCUGAAGAAAAGGAGCAUGAUGAAGAGACCACAAAGAAAGGGAAGAAAAGAAAACAGUUUGAGGAUGAAGAUGAUGAAAAACCAAAGAAGAAAUUAAAAUCCAAAGAGAGGCGAAGAAUAGAGAGGCAGCAGCGUUCAAAGAAAGUUGGUGUGCGGUACUACGACACUCACAACGUGAAAAACAAAAACCGCAACAAAAAGAAAGACACAGAAGAUCAAAAUGUCAGACAGAAAAAAUCAAAGCAGAAGCAAUAAUAUUUUUACUGUCCAAUAAAAUAGCUGAACUCA